Molecule: messenger RNA, 177 nt
Organism: Camelina sativa (false flax)
Lineage: Eukaryota; Viridiplantae; Streptophyta; Magnoliopsida; Brassicales; Brassicaceae
Source: RefSeq, a predicted model, not a curated record
AUGGAAGCUAAACACGGUAACAGUGUUAGAAGAAAGCAAGCGCAUGAACAAUGCUACAGUCCAUGCACGAGUGGGGACGGCGAAUGUGAUUUAUGUUGUGUUCGAACAAGUGAUAUAUACUUUGGUAAAUGUAUUAGUAGCAAAUGUCAUUGUUUGGUUAAGACUGAAAUAAUCUAA